Messenger RNA from Plasmodium yoelii, 1050 nucleotides. RefSeq lists its product as uncharacterized. Gene Ontology annotation, cellular component: nucleus. Gene Ontology annotation, biological process: negative regulation of DNA-templated transcription. The transcript has 2 exons. Bases 1 to 1050 code for a protein of 349 amino acids. The record is from RefSeq and is a predicted model, not a curated record. Gene Ontology annotation, molecular function: RNA binding; metal ion binding. NCBI's taxonomy places the organism in Eukaryota, Apicomplexa, Aconoidasida, Haemosporida, Plasmodiidae.
AUGGAUAAAAUCAACGACGAUGAAAUAAUGAAUAAAAUAUCGAAUAUGACAAAUAACUUAAGCAAUGUUCCUUCAUCGGCUACAAGUAAUAUAAAACAACAAAAAAAGGUAAAAAAACAAAAGACAGGGAAGAAUAAGAAAAAUCCCAAUAAAACAAAUAAUCAUAAUGACAACAAACCUGUUAUUGCGUCUUAUGAAGAGCAUAAAAAAAAAGAUAUAUGCAAAUAUUUUUUUAAAAAAGGGAAAUGCCUACAUAAUGAGAAUUGCAAUUAUUCUCAUGAUGUUACACCAAUUUAUAAAAUUUCAAAAUUAUGUAAAUUUUUAAUAAAAGGGAAUUGCCAUAAAGAAAAUUGUAUGUUUUCUCAUGAUUAUAAUUUUUUUUUUUGUCGUAACAACUUGAUAAAUAAUUCAUGCACAAAUCCAUCAUGCAAGUUUAAGCAUGCCAAAAUCGACACAUCUAUAACAAAUGCAGACAAAUAUAAUAUUGAAGUUGAUAACCUUUUGAGUAGUGAUGACAAAAUAAGAUUUUUAUACAAUAAUAAAAAUUAUUUAACUGAGUUAUUAAUUAACAAAUAUUUAUCUCAUGAUAAAUUAAAAGAAAUACAUAUAGAAAAAAUAAAUAAAAAAGAUAUAUACCCAUGGUUUAUUAAUGGUAUCAUUGAUCUUAUUAAAGUCGACUUUAAACAUGGAAAUACAAAAUAUUUUUAUGAUUUAUUAAAUAAUUAUAAAAACAAGGAAAAUAAUUUAAAUAUAUUUUUAAGUGAAAAUAAUGCAAAUGAUUUAGUAAAUAACAUGGGUGAAAAUUCCGUAAGUCAAAAAGAAAACGAUAACAGUGAUAUUAAAAAAAAUAAAAAUACCAAUGAUGAUACGAAUGAUGUUCAUGCUGUUGAUAGUCAAACAAUGGAAAAUAAAAAAGAAGUGCAAAAUAAUGAACAAGGUGAUGAACAAAAUGAGGAAGACAAUGACAAUUUCAACGAUGAUAAAUUUUAUUUGAGUGAAGAAGAAGAUUAUACUCAAUACUUAAAUAAAUAUUUUGAUAUGGAUAAAUAA